AGCGACGGAAAUAAAAAUAAAUUUACAGUGAUUUAAAGGGAAAUUUAAAGGAUGAAAAGUCUGUAAAUCGCGCGAUAAAGUCCUUGUCGAAGUGCAAAAUCCGGUAGCGUCGCAGAUAUUUCGGGAAAAGUGCAUGAAAUUCACCCACAAAAAAUGUCCAAUUUAUCAACCAUCUUAUCUUCGAUGUCCUCUGCAUUCAACAAUAGCGAAAAAACUAAAGUGGUAAGUUUGGAGCAGGAUUCUACGCUGAAAUGGCGAGGACUUUUGAACAACACGUACGCCUCAAAGGACGCCAAACACAUGCGGAAUCGCAACGAGAACCCCAAAUCUGCGGGCGAAAAUUCGUCUUCGUCGUCGUCUGUCGACACAACAACAGCAGUAGCAGCAGCAGCCGACAUUUGUAGCAGCACAAAAGUUGAUGUUGCCACAGAAACGGAAAGUAAGGCGGAGCAAAAACAAGAAAAUAUUUGUGAAAAUUCCGAAAAAACGCUCCGUGCGGACGCCGAAACCGCGGAAAAUCACACGGAAAACCAUGAUUUAGCGAGCAGCACGCAGCAUGAGAUGACUUCAAAGCCAUCAACGACUACUGAUAAGACAAACAAUGAUAAAACGCCAGCAACUUCUCCGCAAGAUAAGAAAUCGAGCAAGGGAAGUAAGGCGACGAGAAACGUGCUGGAUGUGCGUUCAGACCGAAGUUUACGGAGCAAGGGCACUCCGCGGUCCGAAAGCUCUGAAACGCCCUCGAAGAAAACCGAUGAAGCGGAAAAAUCUGAAGAACCCAAAAAUGAGGGCACGCCGCUUGCUGCGAAACGAGGACGUGGUCGAAAGAAAAAAAUUGACACAGAAUCGCCGCAAACGGAAACAAAAAUUGAAACAGAGUCGACUGAAGCUAAACCUCGUAUCACACUAACAAUCCGACAAAAUCGCUCAACGAAUCCCGUCGUGAUCCCCUCAUCGCUCGAACCCCCGAAAAAAGUCGAGCCUGUAAUUGUUGUGAAAAAACGGGGGCGUCGCAGCAAGCAAUCUUUACAAGCGGAAAAAUUACUAAAUCCCGAUCAAACAACUCCUCAAAUCCUCACACGAAGCGCUCAUAAAGACGAUUCGGGCGCCACGAAACGCCCUUUGCGACGAAUUCGACCUACAGCAAAGAUUUUAGCGAGCGACGAGCUGCGCGAAGGUUUCGUACAACAAAAUUGCGCUCGUCUCAAUAUCACCGACGAGGAAAUUCAGCACAUGGAACAGACCGAAGAGGCUGGCAAACAAAGACAAACACGAGAAAUCGUUAAAAGACGCGGUGCAACGAAAGAUGAAAAGUCAGAAAAUGUCAAACAAAGUACGAGUCCACAGGAUUCCGUCGAUUCGACAGAUAUCAAACGAAGUCUUUCGUUUUCCGACACUUCAAGUUCAAGCAAAAUUUCGUAUUCGUCGAUUCAAGCACCGCCGGCGCCCAAAAUUUGUCCCGAUCCGGCGGAUUUCCUGCGAGAAAUUAGAAAUGCUAAACUUGCGCUGCCGAAAUCGCCGGAAGAUAAUAAAAAGUUGAACAAAAAACAGGUCAAGCGACUGAUGAAAAUGAAGGAAAAGCACUUUUUCUUGUUGGGUUUGAAGAAAAAUCGAGGGCACAAGGUGUCAGAUUCGGAAGAUGGCUCUGAUGAAUGCGACGAAUUUGUUCCAACGCGAAAAGUGAUGUCAGUUGGGAAGCCAGGUGUGACUUUACGUUUGCGGAAUUUCCGGAAGGAGCAUGAACAAGCAGCAAAAAGACGUGGAUCGCCGUUGCAAGUGCCGGGACGCAAGCGAAGAGUGAAGGAACACGAGAUGGAACAGCGAAAGAGACAUCAAGCGACGCCGCAAGAUGCCGUUGUGUCAUCGAAUCAACCAAAUUUAGUGCCUGCUUCGAUAACGAACCCAACGUCGAAUCAUCGUCAAAUGUCGCUACCGGCAAUGGAGCAACCACAAGAAAUUAUCGACGUGGAUGAAAUGAACCUCAUUUGUCUCUGCCUUCAGACGAGCAAUUAUUUUCUGCAACGUACGGAUGCGAUGCGACAUUGUUGCGCCAUUGACGAUGUCGAAGGACAGAAAAUUGGAUGCACGAAUGAGCUACAUGGGGAUUUGUUGCAAUUACUUAGACCGAGUCUUCGUACGAGUUAUAUGGUUUUGUGCGAAAGUCACAAAAAGCGUCUUGUAUCGCAUAAUUGCUGUGCAGGCUGUGGAGUUUUCCUCACACAAGGCAUUUUUAGUCUUUGUCCGAAUAAACACUUUUUCCAUCGAGAUUGCACGGUAAAGUGUGUCUUGAAUGCGCCUCACGAUCCGAAUAGCCCGCACUUUACACUACCAACUCUUGCAUUUCAAUGUCCUCAUUGCGGCGUCGAUGUGCCCGAUAGCAGUUUCCGCGUCACAAUGAAGUCGGAAAAUGUUCCAGUAUUCUUCACAAAUCAAAAGCAUCACAUCCAUCGAGCAAAAAUGACGAUCACGAACAAACCCUCAGUCUCGUCGAACAGCUUUGCACUAAAUAUCGAACGCCUUGUGCCCGAAUCCGUUUUAGAAGCAUUACAAAGAGCAAGUACAAAACUCAAAACGCAUCCUCCAAAGGUUUUUACGCCGCGUGAUUUCUGUAAUGCCAUCUACAAUAGCGUCAAUAUCGAAAAAGUAGCAGAAAUUAUAGCUUCGGGAUUCGAGCUAACAAAGCCUUUCAAGGAAUUCCAAAACGGAACUUGCCUUCAUCUGGUUUCAAAUUUCGGCAAUGUUACCAUCCUCUACAUGGUUUUGUGUCGCAUUGCAUCAAAAGAUUUCAUCAAUGUGCUCGACAAAGAGCGUCGUACUGCCGUUAUGUGUGCCGUUGUGGGUCGCAAAAAUGAAAUUCUCAAAGUUUUAGUGCAAUUUGGAGCUGAUUUGACAUUAAAAGGACCUGAUGGCAUGACAGCCUUGCAUUUAGCUGCAAAAACGGGCAAUUUUCCAGCUGCUCAAAUUAUUUUAGAUUAUUUCCGUCAAAGUGCGUCUCAGAGUCGCACAGAGGAGUAUCUGAAUAUGACAGAUAACGGAAAAUGGACAGCUUUGGUGUGGGCAGCGGAGAAUGGAUAUGCCGAAAUUGUUAGUUACUUCAUUAGUUUGGGUGCGGAUGUGAAUAUUUGCGAUCAUCAUAACAACACGGUGUUACAUUGGGCUGCUCUGAGUGGCAAAAUUGAGACAAUUUAUCCGUUAAUGCUGCCGAAUACUUUGUACAAUACACAAAAUAUCAAUGGAGAUACCGCUUUACAUAUCGCUUGUCGUCAAUCAAACACUCGAAUUUGUCUCGUUCUCGUCGCAAACGGUGCUAAUUUGUACACAAGGAACGAUGCUGGGGAGAUUCCCUUCGAUUGUAUCCCCGACGAGACAAGUCAAUGUGCUCGCGUGCUGCAAUUUAACAUGGAAAUGCGAAAUUUGGGCAAUUAUAGGGAACGUAAAGUCUUGUGCCAUGACAUCUCCAAUGGUCGAGAACUGUAUCCCGUUCAAAUGGUUCAACGCUUGAGCAAUGCCGAAACAUUGAUAAUGUCCGAUUUCAAAUACAUCACAAAGAACAUCAUCAUCCAAAGUGCCGUACAAAUCGACACGCGAAUCAGUCAGAUGCGCGUUUGUUCGUGCAGCGACUCGUGCAUCAACGAAAACUGCCAAUGCGGGCAAAUUUCCAUUCAAAAUUGGUACAAUUCGCAAGGGCAGUUGAUCAACGAGUUCAAUUAUGACGAUCCCGCGAUGAUUUUCGAGUGUAGCGAUGUGUGCGGAUGCAAUUUGUCGUUGUGCAAGAAUCGUGUUGUGCAACAAGGCACUAAAAUCCCGAUGCAAGUGUUCGAAUGUGAUGAUCCGGUGCGCGGAUUUGGCGUUCGAACGCUCGUUAAAAUACCAAAAGGAACAUUUAUCACGGAAUAUAUCGGCGAGAUACUGACAGAUGCGGAGGCGGAUCGACGUACUGACGACAGUUUCUUCUUUUACGCUUCUGAGCACUGCCUCGACGCUAAGUUCUACGGGAACGUCAGUCGUUUCUUCAAUCAUUCAUGCGACGCAAAUAUCGCACCGAUACGCGUUUAUUAUGGCCAUCAAGAUACCAGAUUCCCCAAAAUUGCCUUCUUUGCCAGUCGAGACAUUGAACCUGAAGAGGAAUUAACUUUCGAUUACGGCACAAAAUUCUGGUUGGCCAAAUACAAACAAUUUACUUGCCAUUGUAACUCUUCAAAAUGCCACUACUCGUCGGCAACAAUAAUGAAGACAUUAGAAGAAUACAACCAAAGAAACCCUAACAAUUAGUCAAAUAAAAAAAUGUAGAAUCGUACAUACAACUACUACUGUAUAAAAAAGUACUAAAGACAACAACAUGCAAUAUUAUUUUUAAAUUUUCUAAUCAAACAAAUACCAAAAAUAAGGAUUUUACUUGAAUUGACUUCAUUUUAAAGUUUGAAACUAUUUACACAAAAUAGAAAAAAAAAAUUAUAGCCCACAUUUAUUUACUUGAAUUAUGAUU
Messenger RNA from Culicoides brevitarsis, 4486 nucleotides. RefSeq names its product histone-lysine N-methyltransferase EHMT2 (gene G9a). Gene Ontology annotation, cellular component: nucleus; chromatin. Lineage: Eukaryota; Metazoa; Arthropoda; Insecta; Diptera; Ceratopogonidae. Gene Ontology annotation, biological process: negative regulation of transcription by RNA polymerase II; peptidyl-lysine dimethylation. The record is from RefSeq and is a predicted model, not a curated record. Gene Ontology annotation, molecular function: p53 binding; histone H3K9 methyltransferase activity; zinc ion binding. The transcript has 8 exons. Bases 154 to 4272 code for a protein of 1372 amino acids.